AUGCUUGCCAUUCGCCCAUCAAUCUGUAGGGCGUGUCGCAAGGCCCAGAUCCGCCCCACGAGAGCGUUUGCAACCGCCAGCGGUCCCAUCCAGCACCCGCCCCGCGACAACUAUGUCAAGCUCGUCGAGGUCGGCCCUCGCGAUGGCCUCCAGAACGAGAAGAAGACGAUACCCCUCGCGACCAAGAUCGAGCUGAUUGAGAGGCUCGCCAAGACUGGGGUAUCUACAAUUGAAGGAGGUUCUUUUGUCUCGCCGAAAUGGGUUCCCCAGAUGGCCAAUUCAAGCGAAAUUCUCGAGCACCUCCUUACCCGAAAGGUCUCUUCUCCAGCUCAAACAUCAUACUCAUUCCUCGCACCGAACAUUAAGGGUCUGCAAAAUGCCCAGGCGCUGCUGGCCAAAUACCCCGGCGCUUUCGCAUCACAACUCCAGCCAUCAGCUGAUGCUUCGACCCCCGCUGUCGAAGUUGCCGUGUUCGCGGCAGCGACCGAGUCUUUCUCAAAGAAGAACCUCAACUGCGAUAUUGCGACGUCACUAGACCGCUUCCGUGAGGUCAUUCGGGCGUCAAAGGCCGCCGGCCUCCGCGUUCGCGCGUACGUCUCUGUGGUCCUCGGCUGCCCCUUUGAGGGGUACGAUGUCGACCCGCACAAGGUCGCUGAGAUCUCGACGGAACUGCUGGAGGCGGGCGCCGACGAGGUGUCUUUGGGUGACACCACCGGCAUGGGAACCGCUCCCCGGACCAAGGAGCUGUUGAACUGCAUGAGGGCUGCGGGAAUCCGCAACGAGGAUAUCGCGAUGCACUUCCACGACACGUACGGCCAGGCUCUAGUUAACACGGCUGUGUCUCUGGAGCAUGGUAUUCGCACGUUUGACAGCAGUGUUGGCGGUCUUGGAGGAUGCCCUUACAGCCCUGGUGCGACUGGCAAUGUGGCUACGGAAAACAUGAUUUACUUUAUUGAGAGUCUGGGUAUGGAUACUGGUAUUGAUCUGGACGCCAUGUCGGAUAUUGGUGCUUGGAUCACGAGCGAGUUGAGCAAGGCCAAUGAUAGCACUGUUGGAAAGGCUGUUUUGGGCGCCAGAUCUCGUGAAGCGGCGACGGCCGUCCAAGCUGACACUGACACACUGAGGCCGAUAAUGGCACCGGGAAGCUCCCAGGCGUGCAAGGCCCGCGCCCCAGUGAUCUUAUCGGCGCCACCUCAGCUUGCCGAGCGGGCUCCACCAAGACGAAGCAAGCUCCAGUGCAGUGCAUUCGACGACACUGCACCGACCUGCCAACCUCCUCCAGCUACGUACAUCGCAGCGCCUCGCAUCGUCUCCAUCCAUCCGCCCGCCCACGCCCUUCCUAAUCGCCCACCCUCGACCCAACACGCAUUGUCUUCUAAAGCAAUGAGUGAUCCGCGGGAGCCCUCUUACUCCAUCGUGCCGAGAAUUCGGUACAACACCGUCGGCGGUGUCAACGGACCCCUCGUCAUCCUCGAGAAUGUCAAAUUCCCUAGAUACAACGAGAUUGUCUCCCUGACCCUGCCCGAUGGAACCAACAGACAGGGCCAGGUCCUCGAGGCUCGAGGUGACCGAGCCGUCGUCCAGGUCUUUGAGGGAACAUCAGGCAUCGAUGUUAAAAAGACGAAAGUCGAGUUCACCGGCCAGAGCUUGAAGCUUGGUGUGUCGGAGGACAUGCUGGGUCGUAUCUUUGACGGUUCCGGACGAGCUAUCGACAAGGGCCCCAAGGUCCUUGCUGAGGAUUACCUCGACAUCAACGGCAGUCCCAUCAACCCCUUCUCCCGUGAAUACCCCGAGGAGAUGAUCUCGACCGGUAUCUCUGCCAUCGACACCAUGAACUCCAUCGCCCGUGGACAAAAGAUUCCUAUUUUCUCCUCGUCUGGUCUGCCACACAACGAAAUCGCUGCCCAGAUUUGCAGACAGGCCAGUCUGGUCCAGAAGCAGGGUAUUACCAACAAGGGUGUUCACGACGGCCACGAGGAGAACUUCUCCAUUGUCUUCGGCGCCAUGGGUGUCAACUUGGAGACCGCUAGAUUCUUCACCCGCGAUUUCGAGGAGAACGGCUCUUUGGAGCGUGUCACCCUCUUCCUCAACCUUGCCAACGACCCUACUAUCGAGCGUAUCAUCACUCCUCGUCUCGCGCUUACGACCGCCGAAUACUACGCCUACCAGCUCGAGAAGCACGUUCUCGUUAUUCUUACCGAUCUGUCCGCUUACUGCGACGCUCUUCGUGAGGUCUCAGCCGCCCGUGAAGAAGUCCCAGGUCGUCGUGGUUACCCCGGUUACAUGUACACGGAUUUGUCUACCAUUUACGAGCGCGCCGGUCGUGUUGCGGGUCGCAACGGUUCCAUCACCCAGGUGCCCAUUUUGACCAUGCCCAACGAGGAUAUCACUCACCCCAUUCCCGACUUGACGGGUUACAUUACGGAGGGUCAGAUCUUCGUCGACAGAGGUCUUUACAACCGUGGUAUCUACCCGCCCAUCAACGUUCUGCCGUCUCUGUCUCGUCUCAUGAAGUCUGCCAUUGGUGAGGGCAUGACCCGCAAGGAUCACGGCGAUGUUUCCAACCAGCUCUACGCCAAGUACGCCAUCGGUCGUGACGCUGCUGCCAUGAAGGCCGUCGUCGGUGAGGAGGCUCUGUCAGCCGAGGACAAGCUUUCUCUGGAGUUCCUCGAGAAGUUUGAGCGCCAGUUCAUUAACCAGGGCCAGUACGAGGCUCGCACCAUUUACGAGUCUCUCGACCUCGCAUGGAGCUUGCUCCGUCUCUACCCCAAGGAUCUGCUCAACCGUAUCCCCGGCAAGGUUCUCAACGAAUUCUACCAGCGUGCGGCCAAGGAGGCCAAGGACAAGGGCAAGCAGAGACAGCAGGUGCAGCAAAACGAGGAGAACCUGAUUGACGCAUAA
This is a messenger RNA of Colletotrichum godetiae, 2901 nucleotides long. RefSeq names its product P-loop containing nucleoside triphosphate hydrolase protein. Gene Ontology annotation, cellular component: proton-transporting V-type ATPase, V1 domain. Bases 1 to 2901 code for a protein of 966 amino acids. The transcript has 10 exons. Gene Ontology annotation, molecular function: proton-transporting ATPase activity, rotational mechanism; catalytic activity; ATP binding. The record is from RefSeq and is a predicted model, not a curated record. Gene Ontology annotation, biological process: vacuolar acidification; proton transmembrane transport; ATP metabolic process. Lineage: Eukaryota; Fungi; Ascomycota; Sordariomycetes; Glomerellales; Glomerellaceae.